Molecule: messenger RNA, 270 nt
Organism: Monoraphidium neglectum
Lineage: Eukaryota; Viridiplantae; Chlorophyta; Chlorophyceae; Sphaeropleales; Selenastraceae
Exons: 1
Source: RefSeq, a predicted model, not a curated record
GGCCACGUCUGCUGCUACCCCUACCUGCCAGACUGGAUAGCUAUCACAAAGGUCAGCUCCGACCCCGUGGCAGUAGCGGCCGCGGUGCUGGAGGCACUGGGGGUGGCGCCAGCGCUGGCGGCCAGGGUGGCCGGAGACGUGCCCCGCGACGGCGCGUGCGACGCCGACCACGCGGACGGCACUGCGCGCGUGGUGCGGGCCGCGGUCGAGCGGGGGGAGCUGGAGCCGGGCGUGCUGGAAGGGAUGAGGGUGUGGCUCGGGGGGCGGUAG